Lactuca saligna is the source of this 948-nucleotide messenger RNA. The record is from the annotation of a GenBank genome assembly. Lineage: Eukaryota; Viridiplantae; Streptophyta; Magnoliopsida; Asterales; Asteraceae.
AUGAUUCCUCUUUUUAUAAAUUCGAAUGGACAAAUUCUAAAAUUCCAACACAUCCAGGUUUUUGGUGAUGAGUUGUUGAUGUCAAAUCCCAAAAAUAUAGAAAGAGCCAUCGAAGAACAUGCUUGCGAUGCUGUUCUUUUCAAGGUGAACCAAGUUGGAAGUACGACAGAAGCCAUUAAAGUAGUGAAGAUGGAAAACGAUGACAAUUGGGGAACCAUCGAAUUGUUGACUACGACACCCCCUGCACUUCUAUUCUUCUUCAAGCAUCAACUGCCUUCUUCUUCAAGCAUCAACUGCCUUCUUCCUGUGUUCUCUUCAAGAUAUGUGUUUCAUUCUGAAUCGAUAGUUUCUAUUGGUAGCUGUGGGUUUUUGAUUCCAUGCUUUCAAUUGGUGGUUGUGAGUUUCGAUUUCAGUAUAUUGAUUGAGUACGAGAUUCUUUGGUUGAUUAGGAGUGCAACCCACGUGAUAUUUCAGUUGACUUGGGUGUCUCGACUUAGAUGCUUAUUAUCACCGACCUGGCAAAGAAAUCAAGUUAUAACUUCUGAGUUCGAGAUUGCUUCUUCCCUCCCAGCUUCCAAAAUUUUCAAUGCCUAUCGUGACUUUAACAACAUUGCACCAAAGGUCGAUCCAGAAACAUACAAAAUCCUAGUGGACAUCGAAGGUGAUGGAGGCGCUGGAACUAUCAGGGACAUCUCUUUUGGCGAUGGCGUCCCAUUUACAAAUGGAAAGUUGAAACUUGAUGUUGUAGAUAGCAACAACUUCAGUAUUAUAUACACAAUCUUUGAAGGAGACAUCUUGAUGGGACAACUAGAUUCGAUGACUCAUCAUGUGAAGUUUAUACCUUCACCUGAUGGAGGAUGUGUAUACAAGCCUACCGUUGUGUAUAAUUGUAAAGAAAUGAUAGUCGCAAACUACAAAAGUCCAUUCAAUUUGCAUUCUAGUGAAUGA